CUUGGCAUUCACAUGAGGAACUAUUCUUCCCUGGGUUCCACUCCCGAUGCUACCCUGUCGUUGCUAUUUUUACAGUUGAGAACUCUGAAACGCACGCAAGGUUAGAGUUUGACACGGGUUCCUGACAGCCGAAGGGUCGGCGAUCACAUGCAAAGCUGGAUGUGCCCUUUGGACUGUUCGAUUGCAUGGGUCUGACUGGUUGCAACUGAUGUUAACAUCCCAGAAGAUAAGAUAUUCCUUAUUCCGGGAAUAGGCCACUAGUUAAUGCUCAGACGAGGUUAGAGCAAAGGACUUACUAUGGAGUAAAUCGUACGGUCUCAGUCUCAAACAACCUCAACUCAACUGCUCGGUUAGCCGAUUAGACUUUGCCGGCCUGGUUUCACGGAAUAACCGGAUUUCAAGAUGAUUAUCGAUAAUCUACUGACAAACAGCGAGAACUCUAGCCAGAUAGGAGUUCCCCUACACUGGUACGCUAGAAAUUCUCUGAUCAAACAGAAAGGAUCGACCUUCCGAACGGCAUCAGGGGAAGCGCACGUGUCAAUGAGAAGCUGUGGGAUUUGGGAUGUGAACCUUGCAGGCCAGGUCGGACGACGUAUAUAAAGGGAACGAAGGUCUCCUCGAACAAUGUCCUACCAGCAGUCCAUCCACUUUCUUCUUUCACCUGUCUCAAUAUCAAAUACCUUUUACAAUGAUUGCUGGAAACUACUUGUUCAUCGCUGGGCUCCUGGUGAGCCAGGCCGUUGGACAUGGUCUGAUUACUCGCAUCCAGGGCGCGAAUGGGGUCGUGAUGCCUGGGUUGACUGUGGUGGAUGGAAUGCCCCGGGACUGUCCAUCCGCCGCAUGCGGUGGGCAAAAGGACACCGCAGUCAUUCGUGAUCAGGAGAUGGGGAGUAUCAAAGCUUCUGCUCUGGGUAGAACCCUUGGAAAGGGUCCAGUCGAUGCUGCUCGCGUCAUUGAUAAGUUCAUGGGAACCCCCAAAGGCAGACGUGGCCAUCCUACUUCUGCUGAUCGACGCCGACAAUUGAUUAACGAUGCUGCAAGUGUUGUCACGAAUGCUGGGGGAACAAUUUUGAAUGGUGUGCAGGAUAUCGCAGAUAAGACGCCCUUUGGCGGAACGAUCAAGAGUGCGCAAUCUGCGGUCGACGAUGCCCUUAGCAUACUCCCUGGCCUCAAAUCGGGCGCAGUCACCGCAACGGGCACGAAGGAGAACGGAAUCCAGCUAUACAGCGGAAAGGGUUCCGCCCAUGGUCUUCCGACCGCAUCUCAAGAUGGAAUCGUGACGAUGGUAUACCAUCAGGUGAACCAAGAUGGAGCGGGCCCUCUAACUGCCGACAUUGACCCUUCCAGUGGCGGAACUGACCCGAAGGCGUUUGUUCGAGCCAAAGUCACCCAGAACAUACCCGGGGUUGCAGGAUUCUCUACAUCAAGCACGAUGGACUAUGAGGUCAAGGUGCAGGUCCCGUCAGGUGUUAAGUGCCGAGGGAGUGUCGGUUCCGCCAAGAAUGUCUGCAUUGUGCGGGUUCGCAACACGGCCAUCUCAGGCCCAUUCGGUGGCUCGGCUGCCUUCACGCAAUAAGAGAACAUAGUCGAGAAGGGGGAAGGGUGACGGCAUCCAGAGAUUUGUCAGAUAUUUGGCUCAUCUCAGAAGUUUCUCAUUCUUCACUAGUGGUGCGGUGCAGACGAAGGUCAGAUGGGUUGUCGACAGAUUGAUGGUUCGGCAUCGCAUAUAAAGAAAUUAAUUCCGCAAUGAUAAUGUUUGAAACCGGGUCUGAACAUCCUGGGAUUCUCUCUGUGAGUAAUCAG
Molecule: messenger RNA, 1803 nt
Organism: Aspergillus melleus
Lineage: Eukaryota; Fungi; Ascomycota; Eurotiomycetes; Eurotiales; Aspergillaceae
Product: DUF3129 domain-containing protein
Exons: 7
Coding region: 689-1576 (295 amino acids)
Source: RefSeq, a predicted model, not a curated record